Aspergillus calidoustus is the source of this 2219-nucleotide messenger RNA. The record is from the annotation of a GenBank genome assembly. Lineage: Eukaryota; Fungi; Ascomycota; Eurotiomycetes; Eurotiales; Aspergillaceae.
ACCGGAAUUGUAACCGAACAGGCCAUCUCCCAAACUACCAAAUGCACAGGUCGUAUACAACAGCGCAGUGCCCUUGAAGGGGUACCUGGCGGUAAUCUUCUUCGGCUUCAACUUCCGCUCCAGCCAUCCUUGCUGCUCCUCGAUUUGAACGGCAACAGCCUGCGAGCGACGCUGAAUAGCGGCGUCAUCUUUUGCGGCACGUGCAGAGGUUGUGCUAUCUGCCAUUUUGUGUGACAAAGACGAAUCAACGAGAUGAGCUGUUGUCAAGACUCUGCUCAGGGGAAUAUGCAAAUCGGACCGGGUCACAGGGCCCUAUUUCUACCCCAGAGACGGUAUCCCGUGGGGAAACUCCGGCUUUUCUCCAAUUUCCAAGGUGACAGCCUUUUUCCUCCAUGUGGGCUCAUCCGUUUGUGUGCCUGUGCUCGAAUGGUUCUGUAUACGCAGGGACAGCCAAUAAUAUUCGUUCUCAGGGCAGGCCGAACCCACUCGGAUCCGGUACCAAAAGUAAAGUGAACCCCCGCAGGCACAUCCGCCGGGACCGUACGGAUCCAUACGGAUCCGAGAGGGGAUAUUGAGUAGACACAGGCACGGUCAUGACUUUCACAGACCCUUGGCAGUAUUAAACCCAGGCGAUAGACAAUGUCGUAAGUGCUGUCUUUUUUUCCCUCUCCAAGCUACACAACCGCGAACAUGGCAAUUACGACACACAGCGAGGUUCGUUCUCCGAGGCAAUUCUGCCGGACAGUCGCUAACUGAGGACCAGUCUUCCAAUCAAGCCUUUGUACUAUAUCCCGGAGGGAAAUUCGGUUUCGAAGCUCGCGAAAUACCUACUCUUCAGUCCGAACGAGAUGUGCUUGUGCGCGUCAUAGCAACCGGACUUUGCGGAUCAGAUGUGAGUCGCUCUCAGCAUCGUUGUGACCAAUGGUUACUAACUUCUUCUUCGAACAGGUGCACUACUGGCAGCACGGACGAAUUGGACGAUACGUCGUCGAGAAACCAAUAAUCCUGGGCCACGAGUCCUCCGGAAUUGUGGUAGAUUGCGGAAGUCAAUCGGGCUUUGCAGUAGGCGAUCGCGUCGCACUCGAGCCCGGCAUCGCGUGCAACACAUGCCGUUACUGCCGUGCUGGUCGGUACAAUCUCUGCAAGGAGAUGCGCUUUGCUGCAACGCCACCUUACGAUGGAACCCUUGCGACAUACUACCGGGUUCCUGCAGAGUGUUGCUACAAGCUGCCACCACAUAUAUCGCUGCGGGAUGGCACGUUGAUCGAACCGCUUAGUGUUGCCGUACAUAGCUGCCGACUCGCCGGCGAUUUGCAAGAAAAAUCUGUAAUUGUUUUUGGAGCUGGUCCGGUUGGUUUACUUUGUGUUGGAGUCGCUCGUGCAUUCGGCGCGUCAACAGUUGUUGUCGUCGACGUCGUACCGAACCGCCUCAAAUAUGCCCAAAAGUACGGCGCUACACACACACAUCUGACGGCCUCUGAGUCCGUGGAGCAAAAUGCAGCGGAUAUACUGGACACAGCAGAACUAGAGCUAGGCGCGGAUAUCGUUCUCGAUGCCACUGGUGCCGAGCCUUGCAUGAACACCGGAAUCCAUGCCCUUGCAUCUGGUGGAACAUUUGUCCAGGUGGGCUUGGGCCGACCAAACCCAUCUCUCCCGGUUGGUCAAAUUUGUGACAAGGAGAUUGUGUUCAAGGGGAGCUUCCGAUAUGGUCCGGGAGACUAUCAGACGGCUGUCGGGUUACUCAGCUCGCGUCGUAUCAGAUUGGACGGUCUUGUUACCCACGAGUUUCCUUUCUCGCGGGCGGAAGAGGCGUUCCAGAAUGUCGCCAGCAGAGCAGGUAUUAAAAGCGUCAUCUACGGGCCUGGCGUAGAUGAGAAGGUAGCCAACGACACAUUAGGAUAAUAUAAAUCUGGGUCCGAAGUCCACACUUCUAUCGAUUGAGACGUGCUAGACGUUCUGGUAAUAUCUGUAGCCGCGACUUGAGCCUAUAAAUGCACGCCAUUCCACGACAUAUCCCAGAGCCAAUACAGCCCACGUUCGCUGUUGGUGUCUGCUGUAUUCUCGAAAGCGCCUUCGGGCAUAUUUGCUGCGUUCCAGUCGAUCUGGGAUUGUGGCCAUUGACCCCGGUUUAUGGAUUCCUGGUCUACGCGGGGAGGUCGGUAAGCGUCUUGGCCGGAAUACCAUUCAAGAGAUUGAUCACCAUCUCCAGAAGGUACAAC